AUGGUGCGAGGAAAAAUAUUGUGUGGAGGCAAGAGUGAUUUUGAGAGAGUGCAAAAAGGUGUGGGAGAAUACUUUUUUGAGAUGGCUCAGAAACAUCAGGAGAAGAUUUUUCAGAUAGAUGGAAGAACCAAAGAAGAAGAAACCUACUCUUCAGUGCACCAACGAUCAAUUCGGCUAGCCUCACACCUCCAAAAACUAGGAGUUACUCCGGAUGACAUCGUAGUAACCUGCCUGAAAAUGACCAUGGACACCGUGAUACCACACAUAGCAACUACCUAUCUCGGAGCAAAAUUCGCAGCUCUCGACAUCAUUCAAACAGAAAAAGAUUGGACACAUUGUAUUGGUCUAGUCAAGCCAAAACUUGUGUUCGUAGAUGAAGAUCAUCUGAGGAAAAUUGAGAAAUGUCUGAAGAGCCUCGGUAUUGAACCUAUCAUCAUAGUUGACGGAAAGUCCGAUUGUCACACGGUUUUCGCCGAUUUGAUGAAACCCAGCGUAGAAGAUGUUACUUUUAGUCCACAAAUAGUUGAAGAAUGCCAUGCAACUGCCGCAAUUUUUUUCAGUAGUGGUACUACUGGAUUGCCUAAAGCAAUGUGUUUAUCACAUUUCAGUUUCAUUAACAAGACUAUAUCAUAUUUUACAAUGGAUAUUUGCAAUCCCAAGGUGAUUUUAGCCUAUUCUUCAUUUUACUGGAUAACUGGUAUGGAAAUUCUUACCAGAAUGUUCUUCUCUGGAGGAUGUAGAAUAAUAGCCCCUUCAUUCCAUCCAGAAGAAGCAAUCAGGAUGAUAGAAGAAUUCAAGGUUACCUACUGUAUUAUCAAUCCAGCCUGCCUGAAAUCGAUCAUAGAUCUAGACAAUGCCACAAAAUAUGACACAUCAUCAUUACACCACUUGUCAACAGGUGGCAGUCCUGUGAAACCAAACGAUCUGUUAGAUAUGAGAAAACUGUUCAAGCAUUCGCAUGUUACCAUCGGAUAUGGGUGUUCAGAAACCGCUGGUAUCCUCACUUGUUUCGAUUUCACGAGAGACAGGGAUGUCUUGGACAACGUGAAAUCGGUAGGAAGAUGUAUGAAGGAAGUGGAAAUAAAAGUCGUGGAUGAUCUAACUAGACAACCCCUCGGUCCAAACCAAGAUGGCGAAAUCUGGGUGAGAACCCCCUACCUCAUGAACGGCUAUCUUAAUGACGAAACCCCUUCGAGGUUGGACGAAGAGGGGUUCUUGAAAACAGGUGACAGAGGCUACUAUGAUGCAGACGAGUGCUUCUAUAUCGUCGGCAGAAGCGACGACAUCUUCAAGUAUGGCGUCGUAAAAGUGGAUCCGGACCGCUGGGAGUCGGUCCUUGCGGAACACCCUGCUGUGCGCGAAGUUGGGGUCUUCGGCAUACCACAUGGUAGUGAUGGGUAUCUUCCAGCAGCUUGUAUAGUUCUCAAGGACAAUGUUGAUGCUACUGAGAAGGGAAUCGAGGAUUUCUUCAUUGGAAAAAUGACACUUGAACAUAGAAUUGCAGGUGGUAUCAAGUUUGUUGAUAGCUUACCUAGAACUCCAACUGCGAAGUUGAAAAGGUGUGAGUUGAUUGAGCUUUUCAAUAGAACAACCCCCAAUCAGGCUGAACAGUAG
This is a messenger RNA of Phaedon cochleariae (mustard beetle), 1614 nucleotides long. The record is from the annotation of a GenBank genome assembly. NCBI's taxonomy places the organism in Eukaryota, Metazoa, Arthropoda, Insecta, Coleoptera, Chrysomelidae.